AUGACUGGCAGCGGUACCUUGGUACAUUUCUUUGCGCAUCAAGAACUGCAAGAUGAGAAGGUUAUCGCAUGUAAGCUCGACUGGGGUCUUGCAGAAAUGAUCUGCAAAACCCGAUGGACUCGAGAACCAGUUUCGGAAUUGUUGAAUUUGAAGCAAUCUGGAGCCAGUCACCAAGGUCAGCACAGAAGUCCAGGAAAGGAGGCCCAAUUUAAGAGUAGGGCGAGUAUUCAGGCCCAGCUCGGCCCGGCAUCUGACACCCCAAGCGUCGCAUGGCCGAAAGACGGGACGAACAGGCUUGAAGAUACCAAUGUCCUGGAUGCGAGCCAAAAGUAUGCCAGGAAGCAGAGGCACAAAACCAAACCAGACAGAUACGAGUACAAGGAUGCAAACGAAAAGACUUCGAAGAAGCGGGAGUCUAAGACAAGGGCAAAGAAAAAGUCAGCAGCUCCACUAAAUCACGAUUUUCAGGCCCCAAACGUGGCCAGCGAAAGACUAAUCCUCCAUCCCAACUCUGGACCAGGGUUUCUUGCCAAAGCAAAAUCUUCGGCCAACGCAGGGAAGAGGGAAUUACCAGAUCUGACUUUUUCGGAAAUGGCAUUUCUCAAAAGAAAGAGACAGGAGGACGAUACGCACCUUCUAAAAUCAAAAGAACAUAGUCUCAGAAGGAAAUGUGACAAGUCACUAAGCCAUGAGAUAGCACAGUUCUUUUCUCGACCAGCAGGGAUGAGACGUGAAGGACAAUGUUUGCGCAAGCCGCCUUCGUCCGAAUCCCGCGUCUCAUGGUCAGUCUCCCCAUUACAGGAUCGAGCACCAACACUGCACCAACGAUUGAGUUCACUUGCACAGCCAUCCAAAUCAGGGCGCAUACAUCUUCAUGAAGCCCACGGUCCAGCUACUCCUUCAAUGGUUCGUCCAACGAGCUCCAAUGGGGAUGAAUUUCUGGAGAAGUUCACGACUGACGCACUCUUGCAUGGAGUCGAAGAAUUUUCCAAGGGAGAAAAGAGACGGUUCUCAUUGAAUGAUUUGAAGCGGCUAGCUGCACAUGCAGCCUCGGACCUGACUGGCGACGAGGGGCCUCGGCAUGAUGAUGCUACGGCGAGCGAUGUCAACGCCCUGAACAAUCAAUUGCACUUGUCUAUGCCGCCUUUGUCGAUCAAAAUCCCAGACUCGCCUCAACCAAUCAAGGACCAGCUACAGCAGAUUCUGUAUCAGACUGCAGAGGAUUGCAACGAUCUGAAAACUGAGUGUCCAAGCGUGCAGCCUUCGAACCAAAACCGAGGGCAACCGCACGCGGACAGUGAAAAGCAGGAUGUGAAUCGAACCCUUCUCCCAGCGUCUGCGGCCUCGAGACAGCUUGUUAGCCCUACCUGCCGCCCUGGCUUGUUUUGGAAUGGCUUUUCGGAAAUGCGAGGGCGAUCCCCUCAUGUCUGCCACUCAGAAAAUCGACUUGGGGACGGCGAGCUCUCCCUGUGUGCAGACAGUAACCUCGAGUUCCAAGGCUGUGCCGCUGAUUCUGUGCAUCCCACUCGUCCGCUACCCGCAAACCCAGUUGUUGUCGGAAUUUUGAUGAAUAGAACCGAGGCACUUGAUGCUGUUGUUGGGUCACCAAGCGAGUUGGAUGAGUUUGACAGAAAACUAUUGGGACUAGAGACUGAGCUGGCGCUGUCGGCAUCGGGAGCCAUGGUCGACCGAGAGUCUCCUCUGUACGGAACCGACGUCGAAAGGUCUUUGCGAGACUCGGGUGGCUACUGGUGCGGAUCGCUGCAGGACGGUGUUGCAGAUGGACACCAGGCUCAUGAUCCCUUCGGAGGCCGCGGUUUACGCAACGUAUCAAUGGACAAUUCCCUGUCCCAUGGUCGCCAGGAAUUGUCUCAACCGCACCGUCAUGUGUCUCAGGGUCCCUCAGAGGGAUUCUCGGGAUUCUCUCGGCGACAUGUUCUAUAUUGA
Fonsecaea multimorphosa CBS 102226 is the source of this 1947-nucleotide messenger RNA. RefSeq lists its product as uncharacterized. Lineage: Eukaryota; Fungi; Ascomycota; Eurotiomycetes; Chaetothyriales; Herpotrichiellaceae. The coding region runs from base 1 to 1947 and encodes 648 amino acids. The record is from RefSeq and is a predicted model, not a curated record. The transcript has 2 exons.